AUAGCCCAAACCGCACGGAAACCCCUACCAAUGCAUUGACAGCCUCUCCAAAGAAAGAAAUGAGGCAGUCAGGACGAGGGGCCAAACGCCUUAUCUUCGAGACCAUAUCGCCUCAGCAGCUGCCGCACGGCAGCCACGGUGACAGGGAACCGCUCAUCGACAGUCACCUCGCCGCCCACCUCCACCUCGGUCGUCCUGAUGACGAUGCGCCCACGGACGACGGAGACGGCGGCCACCACAGACGCGCCACCGAGCAGCAAGACCACGAUGCCGCUUCGUACUCCCAUCAUAUCUUCCUGCCAAUCUUCCUGCCAGUCGAUGACGGAUAUGUCAGAUCCGUCGAUCCAAGAAGCUGACAGAGCCCCGUAGCGGGCAGGUCCCCCAAUCAACACGUCGACGUCCAGAACUUCAGUCAUGCGGGAAGAAACCUCGUCAAACUGCAGCAGCGUGUCGAGGGCAAACGCGCUGAAUGAAGGGUAGACUGGGCGGUGUGACGUGCUGCAGCUGAUGGGCGGGUCAGUGGGGCGAUAUAUCGGCCGAAUAAAAGGCCGCAGCCGCCACAACUCGUCCCCAUCGAUAACGCGGAGCCGCCGCACGCCGAUUUGAUACCAUUGCACCAGUCUCGUCCGUCGGUAAAUCAAGGAGGCGACAGCCCAUCCACGGUGGCAGGCCGCGCUCACAAAAAUGGGCUCAAGGCAAUAAGCUAACAUGCAGAGCAGAAACCAGCCAAGUCCGCGCCACUCAGCAUCCUGGGCUUUGGCGACGAGGAAGUAAUACAAAGCCAACGGGAUGCCCACGACACCACAGCCGCACACCAGCAGAUAGAUGUUUUCGAGUGCCCGAGGCGGGACGCGGCCCAGCAGGUUGGCCGGCAGGACCCACAAGUCUGUAUCCUCCUGGUCGCCCUCGGUCAGCUGCAGGGGUGGGCUGAUGCUUUGAAGCCCACACCCCACCAGACCGCCAAAUAUCUUGUAGACGGUCAUGGCAGCAGGCAGCCGAUGCAAAGUCGCCAUGUCGGGCACGUGAGCCGCCACACUCUCGGCCGACAGCAGCACAGGCAGCUGGCCAGCCACACCGCAGGCACCUGCCACCCUGAUAAAUGUGGCCAUAUGGCGCCACUCGGCCGCCCGCUCGAUGACGUAGGCACACCGAGCGAGAUACCCAAAUCGCGAGAGGGAUGACGGGAGGGGAGGGGCCGAGGGGUCAACGCCGCGGUCCCUCUCCACAUCGAGGAGGCCGGGGAGCUGCUGCUGGGCCAGGGAGCUGUUGAUGCGACGCAGCAGGAACGCCUCAUCGAUCAGCUGAGUGCCGUAGGCCUUGCCGACCGCCCGGGCCCUCAAAGCAUCGUCGACAGUGAGAAAGGAAGCGAACACACGGGCCAAGACGUCAGCAGGAAGCCCUUGAUGGUCAGCAGUGUCAUGAGUCGCGACGACCGAUAGCAAAUGCUGGCUGAUGGACGAGGGGUCGCCAACCGCCACUCGUCGGUAAGAAUAGCUACGGUGCCGUCGCUUGGGCAGCAGCCAGCUCAUCGUUGUUGCGCCCGAUGUGCG
Messenger RNA from Vitrella brassicaformis, 1550 nucleotides. NCBI's taxonomy places the organism in Eukaryota, Vitrellaceae. The record is from the annotation of a GenBank genome assembly.